Molecule: messenger RNA, 2308 nt
Organism: Cryptomeria japonica (Japanese cedar)
Lineage: Eukaryota; Viridiplantae; Streptophyta; Pinopsida; Cupressales; Cupressaceae
Product: importin subunit alpha-1b
Exons: 2
Coding region: 665-2113 (482 amino acids)
Biological process (GO): NLS-bearing protein import into nucleus
Cellular component (GO): nucleus
Molecular function (GO): nuclear import signal receptor activity; protein binding
Source: RefSeq, a predicted model, not a curated record
AUUCAUGUUUGUGUAGUUUAGUAGCGCGCGAUUGAUGGCUCUGCAACUUCCAUGUAAAUUAUGUGCAUAAUUUCUGACAGAUUUUUUUACGACUGUAACGGGGAUUUGACAAUCUCAAGGCUAAGAGGAAGUGAAAAUUCGUCUGAUUAGUGAAAUAUAUAUUUCUUCUUUCCUUGAAUCAGAAAAUUGUUGCAAAGAUCUGUCCAGAAAUUUUGGUGGCUUUUAAUCUUGUUUGGUAACUUGGUAAAGCUUACAAAGAAUGAAAAGACAGACAUGGUUAGGGCUUUUAAUCUUGUUUUAGAAUGAAAUAAAGAAAAACAGAGCCAGAUUUCAUUCAUUUGUUUCUUUCAGGGAUGAACAAGUUCAAACUUUGUUUCUUGCUCUCUGUUCACCUCUUUACAAGGUCAAGGGAAUUGUAACUGAGGUGAAUUGUAUACCUGCAGCAAUUAAGGAUUGGAGAGGGCUAAGAGGAUCACUGUAAACACACAGGCCCUUUGUAUUUUUCAGCCAGUUCUUGGCAUAAAUUUUUGAGAUUCAGCCAGUUCUUGGAAGCAGAUACUUGAAAUUCAGUCAGUUCUGGCACAAUUUUUUCUGAUCCAUUUACACUCGCAUAAAUUUAGCCAGAAUCCGGGCGUUUCUUGAUUUGGGUAUUCAUUCUGCCAAAAUGGCGGACCUUAGGUUGGAAGGAGGCGGGAAGCAGAUUUCUCUUUCAAGAAAUGGAGGAGACUUAAUGGAAGGAGAAGAUGAAGACAGCCUUGAGGAAGGAGGGUAUAGAGAAAAGGAUGAGGAAGAAGAAGAUGAAGCCAACCUUGAUCUAAAUUUUUAUUUAAUUGGAAAUCAAGAAUCAGUAACAGAUGAAGGAAGCAAUGAUCUCAGAUCAGCUAUAUAUGAAGUGAAAUGUGGAGACCCAAAAAGGCAGAUUUCAGCUCUGCAUCAGCUCCGAAAGAUUUACAGUUUCCAAGAUUGCCUAAUCAAUGAUGAAAUUGGGGCCGUGUUGAUUAACUACCUGAACAGGAACAAAUGGCCAGAUCUUCAAUACGAGGCAGCUCGUAUGUUACGGUAUAUGGCCAGAGACGAACCCCAUCUUUUGGUUGAAAGUGAUAUAGUGUCUCUGUUUAGCAAGCUUUUGAAUUCUCCAAAUGAAGAAGUGCAGGAGCAGGGGCUUAGGACAGUAGCCAUUAUUGCAGACUAUGCUUUCCAAUCCCGUAACUAUGAAAUCAUCACUGAAGGCCUUAUCUUUAAUCUGCUGCCUUUCUUCUAUCGCCCUAAAGCCCCUUUUCAUGUCUUCUGGUUUGCCCUCAAAGCUCUGGUAUACAUCAUUCAUUGCAAACCUGAGGAGACACUUAUUGCUCUUGCACCCCUGAAAGAGCUUCUUGACACAGGGGAGGACCUUGAAGUUCUAAAACUUGCUUGCAAGGCUAUUCUAUAUUUCUCUGAAGAAAACGAUGUUGUUGAAUCUAUUGUUGGAAAUGACAUUUGUCCAUGCCUUGUUGAUCUUCUGUUUCAUGAUUCUCUAGAUAUACUGGUUUGUGUCAUGGAAACCAUGGCCAACAUUGCAGAUUAUAGGAAUUUUAAGGAGGUUAUCAAUGAAAGGGUACUCUACCGUAUUGUGGCAAUCCUUUCAAGUAGUAACAGUAGAGAUUCAGACACAGUGAGGCAGCUUCAUAUAGAGAUUUGUAGGUUUGUUUUCAGUAUCACAAUCCUCACCCCAAAUGACAUUGAGCUUACAAUUAAGACAGGAGUGAUUUCUGCACUUGUGGGGCUCCUUGCAGAGGCAGUAGAUAGUGUAAAGGAAGAAGCAACUUCUGCCAUUAUUAGUGCUAUUAGAGGUGGGAGUGAGGAGCAGGUGGAAUACCUUGUGGAUCUUGAUUGUAUAAAUCUGCUUGUUAAUCUGAUUUCACCUAGGAAGGAAGUCCUUACAGAUUGUUGCAAGAAGGGUCUGGAGAGGAUGAUGAAGCUCAUAAAAGAGAACAGCAAAUACCCACAUCUAUUCAGAAUUGCUGAUUUCAGGCUUGAAAGUUAUUGUUCUGGAUUUCCUCCUGCUAAGAAGCCUCGCUUUGCCUUUCAUCAUGAUGAGAAGCCUCGCACUGGCCAGUCAAUACAAUUUAGAUGAGCUUAAAAUUGAAUGACAUCUGUAUUUUGAAUUCACUUUCUUGGAACACAAAAGUUCGAUGGUGUGGAAAAGUUCUAGUGGGGUUUUUUUUGUAUAUGAUAGCUUUCCUCUUCUCUUCAACGAGUCAUGCAAUUUAAGUGUAGCAGUUGAAGUCUAUUUUCUUGUUUUGUGUGACUUAAAAUUCAAUGAACAUUA